UGCAAAUGAAUAAAAAUCCAACACUUGAAGAGUUAAAAAGAGCUUUAAAGAACAUGGAGAGAAUUGAUCUAAUAAGAAAAUUAGACGAAUUAACAAAGAUUUCAAAUUCACCAGAAAUUACUCACAGAUUUUCUUCCAAGAAAGGUAUAGAAUGUUACUGAACUGUAAUCUUUUGAUACCGUAAUUAAAUUGAGUACGACUUUGGUGGACAUUAAGAGGAAGUUUGCAUCAACCUGUAGUUUGUCAAUCAAUUGGUGUGAUUAUUGUUUAACUUAGGAUUUAAAAUUAAGUAUUGCAAACAUUCACUAAUCUUGAAGAUUUCAUCUAUUGCAUUUGAUAUCUAAAGAAAGUGGAAUUAAGCAAUGUCAAGAAAAAAAUUGACUUAUGAUGAAUUGAUUUCAAAAUGCUGUGGUAAAAUAAGCUAUAAGAUUGGAAGUGAUUGGUUGCUAUGGGGAAGACAUUUAGGCUUAAGUGAUUCAGAUCUUGAUAACAUUGGCUCUGAUUAUAGAAAAUGUUAUGAGAAAGCUGAUUAUGUUUUGAUAAAGUGGAAGCAAAAAAACGGCAACCCAUCAUGGGAGCAAUUAAAAAAAGAGUUGAUAGCUUUUAAGCGUUAUGAUAUAGUAGUUAAAAUAGAGAAAAAAUUUGGAGAUUACUUAUCUGAUUCAGAAAAAAUACGAUACGAAGCUAUGGGUUUUGAUUCGUCUGAACAAGUGAGAAAAGAAUUCAAAGAAAAGAUAUUGAAUUCACCAGAAACAGCUAACAGAUUUCCUGACAAGAAAGAUUUGUCAAGGGUGUCGGCUGAUCUAAAAAUGUUUUAUCUUAAUCAUUAUGGGAAAAUUGGUGAACUUCAACCGCCAUUAAAAAAACCUGCAAGUGUUGAUUUAGACCAUAAAUUUAUUGAUCUGCAUAUUGUUGAUGCAGAGAAUAUUCAAAUUGAUAAAUUGAGUUGUGAACGAGAAAAAUUUCUUAAAAAGCAAAUGAGUUAUGCACCAUUUUCCUAUAGUGAAAUAUUUAUGAAAAAUAAAUCUGUAAUUUUAAUAUCUGGAAUAGCUGGUAUUGGGAAAACAUGGUUGCUUAGAAAAUUUUUGCUUGAUUGGUCAAAUGGUUCAAUUUGGAAAGAUGUAAAACUUGUUUUUUAUUUGGAAUGCAGGAAGCUUAAUCAAUAUCAAUAUCAAAAUAUUUCUAAUAUUAAUGAAUUACUAAAUGUUGAUUACAAAGAUGUUAUAAAUGACUUUAAUAUAAGUAGUCAUACUGCACUGUUUAUAAUUGAUGGAUUAGAUGAAUUUAUAUUUUUAAAUGAAUUAAUAAAUCCAAGUUUAAGUUGUAACUAUCCAAUUGUUAAUGCUUUAGCAGAAAUUCAAAAAAAAAAACAUGUAAUUGCUGGUCGAGUUUAUGCAAUUGAUGAAUACCAAAAUAUAUACACAGAGCGUAGGGAUAAGUUAAUCAUUCAAAUAAUGGGGUUUAAUGAAAAUGGAAUAAAUAAUUAUGUAGAAAAUAAUGUUAUGGAAGAAAAAAAAGAACUUGUAAAAGCAACUUUAAAAGCAUCUUUAAUUGCAAAAGCCAUGGCUUCUAUUCCAUUUUAUUUAUCUUCCAUGUGUCAAAUUAUUAAUAAUUCAAACGAAGUAAUUACAGUUUCGUUCUCAACAAUGACAGAUUUGUAUGCAAAUAUUUUUUUAUACUUUUUGCGAUCACACAUAUUCAAAAACGAUCACAUAAACAAAAAAAAAUCAAUAUAUCAGAUAAUGGAAGACGAAACCAAUAAAAGAUAUAUUUUAAAUAUUUGUAAAAUUGCAUAUGAAUUAUUAGCUGAAAAUAAAAUAAUUUUUUCCACAAAAGAAAUUCUAAAUUUUAUUAGUGACUUUAAUAAAAAUGAAAGUAAAUUUUUUGGAUUUAUAGAAAGGAUUGAAACAGAUGAGGAUUGUUAUUAUCAGUUCGCACAUUUGACACUAAUGGAGUUUUGUGCAUCUGUAUAUGCAUACAAUUGUUUAAGUAGUGAAGAGAUAGCCAAUAAAAAGUUGAUAGCCAUAAAAUAAAAAGUUGAUAAAAUAAAAUAAAAAGUUGAUAGAUAAAAUAAAAAGUUGAUAGAUAAUAUAAAAUAAAAAUAAAAUAAAAAUAAAAUAAAAUAAAAAGUUGAUAGAUAAUAAAAUAAAAAGCCAUAAAAUAAAAAGUUGAUAGAUAGCCAAUAAAAAGUUGAAGAGUUGUUUAUCAAUGAUUUGUGGAUUAACCUAUAAAAACCAACGUAGUUUAUUAAAGUUUCUUGUUAACCUGAAUCCUCUAAAAAAAUCUUGUAAUGAAUUUUUACUUUUGUUUCCUAUUUUGGGUAAGUUUCAAAACUUUGUUGCAUUUUUUAUGUCAUUUUAGAUAAUCAUACAGGUGUUCAAUAAGAUAAAAACUUUAGAUGUUUUUACUUCAACUAUUAUUAAACUUAACUGUAGAUGUAUUUACUUA
Hydra vulgaris (swiftwater hydra) is the source of this 2448-nucleotide messenger RNA. Its product is annotated as NACHT, LRR and PYD domains-containing protein 9. Lineage: Eukaryota; Metazoa; Cnidaria; Hydrozoa; Anthoathecata; Hydridae. Gene Ontology annotation, biological process: signal transduction. Gene Ontology annotation, cellular component: cytoplasm. The record is from RefSeq and is a predicted model, not a curated record. Gene Ontology annotation, molecular function: protein binding.